AUGGCAAAAUUCUUCACCGACUGGGCCACUUGGCAGAAACUGGUAUUCAUCCUCGCAUGUGCUAUUGUUGUCACGGUAGCCCUCGGCGGCGCCAAACUUGGCCACACACAUUGGAAAUUGCGUAAAUAUGUCGCGCUGGCCGAGAAGGAGAAGCAGGAGCAGGCAUUGCAGCGCUCUAUGAGCCAACGUCAGCGGACCGCCGAACAGCAGGCCGCAGAUGUUCCCUUCGGCAUCAGAGCCAUUGAAAGCGGUGCGGACGUCGAGGGUGUCUGGAACUCGUCGCGCAACAACACCCCAGAGCCUGGCAGUCGCGACAGCUCCAGAGCUUCAUCUGGCUGGGAUCACGUACCACGCAAAGACUACAGGGUCGACAUCGAGAAGCAAGUCGAGAUUAUUCAACUCCACGACAGAUCCGAUUCAAACUCUACAACAGGCACUGCGCGACCUCCGAGUUCCGGUUUCGAUCGAGCAGUCUCGGCAGAACGUCUUCCAAAUAGCCAUGCCAGUCGAGACUCUUCACCGGACACACCUAUCGCCAAACCUGCACGAACCCGCCAUCCUCCCUCCUCGUUGACCAAGUUCAGCGGACAGCCGUAUCUGCUCCGCCAGGAUUCGGCCACCAGCACACUCCAUGCUCUCGAGGCACUCUACCAAGCAUCUGGGCCCAUGAACGACCAUGACGAGGCAAUGAACGACAACUUCGCAAGCAACAAUUCUUCGAACCAAUCGAGCAACGGCACGAGCGAUACCGAGCCGAUUGCCGCAUCAGCGCCUCGAUUGCUCAACCAACAGGCCAGGCCUAGGGAAAAGUCAUAUGAACUCGACCUCAUGCACCACAAUCGCAUCUCUCAAGCUGCUGAGACAGGUCAACUUGCUCCGAGAGUACGCAAGCCUGGCUUCAGUGGCGAAUGGGCAAGUAUCGCUACCAGCGGCCUACCUGCAUCGAGCUCUGAGCCUGGUGACUACUUCGGUCAACAACGCCAGCGUUCACCAUCGCCCGGCGAAGGUUCGAGCUUGAUGAAAAUCUCAUCCAACACCUCACCUACAAGUCCAAAGAUCGAAUCUCUCCCACCGGAGAUCCGUCGAUCCAGUAUGCCCAACGUCACGCCUUUCACGCAGUUCUGCCAGACCGCACCGCCCUCGCCAUUACCAGAAGGAUACCGCCCAGUAAGCGCAGACAGCAACCUCACCAUUCGCCCAAGACUCGACUCGCACGAUAGCUUCGUAUCAGCACCCUCAAGCCCAAUCAAAGCAUCCCCAAUCGAACUCCCAGCCCACGUCCCACCACAAAACGACGCCGACACGAAGUCACAACAACCAAAGCGCCCCUCAUUCGAACAUCGAACCUCCUCCGUAAUUCGCGGACACGGCACGGGCUUCGAGAUCCUCAAACCCGGCACUUUCAACGUCUCCCUGCCCGGCGAGCAAUCCCUCGACGGCCCGCCUGUCAGUCUCCAGAACAGCUCACGGCCUCGGUCAAGUAGUGCGGACAGUCGUCGAAAGCUGCGGAAGAAGCGGCAGCCGAGUGGAGAUGAGGGACCUCUGACUGGGAGGGGGAGUCGGGCGAGUGUGAUAUGA
Molecule: messenger RNA, 1578 nt
Organism: Zasmidium cellare ATCC 36951
Lineage: Eukaryota; Fungi; Ascomycota; Dothideomycetes; Mycosphaerellales; Mycosphaerellaceae
Exons: 2
Coding region: 1-1578 (525 amino acids)
Source: RefSeq, a predicted model, not a curated record